Pristis pectinata (smalltooth sawfish) is the source of this 532-nucleotide messenger RNA. Its product is annotated as bolA-like protein 1. NCBI's taxonomy places the organism in Eukaryota, Metazoa, Chordata, Chondrichthyes, Rhinopristiformes, Pristidae. Gene Ontology annotation, cellular component: mitochondrion. The record is from RefSeq and is a predicted model, not a curated record.
AUGGGGAACUAUUAUCCCCGUAGCUUAAACCCUUCGCUCUCCUCACGACAUCUCUCUGCCCUUCAGCCCCAGAGGCGCCCCGUCGAGACCGCCCUGCGGGCCAAGCUGGAGAGCAGCCUGCGCCCUGCCCACCUGGAGGUGGUCAACGAGAGCCACCAGCACGCCGUGCCCGCCGGCUCGGAAGACCCACUUCAAGGUGGUGGUGGUCAGCGAGCACUUCGAGGGCUCUCCCUCAUCCAACGGCACCGGCUGGUCCACGAGGCCGUGAGGGAGGAGAUGGCCGCCCAGGUGCACGCCCUCUCCAUCCACGCCAGGACCCCCCGGCAGUGGGCGGACGACCCGACCGUCGACAGGAGCCCCCCCUGCCUGGGAGGAUCCAAGCACGACCGUCACGGAGCAGGGAAACCCUCCCCCGCCAACUGACCAAUAAACAAUGAACUCUCCACUGUCGACUGUUGGUGCUGUCUGAGGCUGACUGACCCACUACCCUUCUGGGAGCCCACAUUCACCUCUCCCAAGCCAUUGGCGCCCU